Archocentrus centrarchus (flier cichlid) is the source of this 2444-nucleotide messenger RNA. It is a transcript of the gene slc1a8b, whose product is annotated as solute carrier family 1 member 8b. The transcript is spliced from 11 exons. Gene Ontology annotation, molecular function: glutamate:sodium symporter activity; L-glutamate transmembrane transporter activity; neutral L-amino acid transmembrane transporter activity. Lineage: Eukaryota; Metazoa; Chordata; Actinopteri; Cichliformes; Cichlidae. The record is from RefSeq and is a predicted model, not a curated record. Gene Ontology annotation, biological process: L-glutamate transmembrane transport. Bases 207 to 1874 code for a protein of 555 amino acids. Gene Ontology annotation, cellular component: plasma membrane.
GUCAGUCAACAUUUCCUCCCUCAGACUGAAUGAGCUCCUCAGUGUUAAACAGGACCCACAUUUCUUCAGUUUCACCUGCUGUCCUCUGCCUUGGAUCUUGAGGGAUACAUGCUGACAUUUCUCACUCAUAAAGACAUUCGGACAUCUGCUGUCAGCCAGGGGGGUGGGGGGGGAUCUUCUGUGAUAUCGACGGAGCCUGAAUCAGGAUGGAAUGUGUGAAGAAGUUGUUAGAAAAUGUAGUGUCGGUGAAAGUCAGGGAGUACGUGAAGGACUACUGCAAGAGGAAUGGUCUGCUGACACUCUCGGUCUUUGCGGUGGUGACCGGAUGUGUGCUUGGAUUUGUACUCCGGUCACUCAACCUCUCGACACAGGCAAAAAUCUACUUCUCCUUCCCUGGAGAACUGCUGAUGAGGAUGCUAAAGAUGUUGAUCCUGCCACUUAUCACCUCCAGUCUUAUGUCUGGCCUGUCAGCCAUGGACACAAAGGCGAGCGGUCGUCUGGGAGUCCUGACCAUCACUUAUUACCUGUGGACAACCUUCAUUGCUGUCAUCGUUGGUAUAGUGCUGGUAAUCAUCCUUCACCCAGGGACGGGCUCUGAGAAGGACGGUCACCAUACACAUUCAGGGCCUGUUAUGACCUCUGCUGAUGCUCUGCUGGACCUCAUCAGGAACAUGAUCCCAUCAAACCUAAUCGAAGCAACUUUUCAGCAGUACCGGACAGAUUUGGUACCUAUUGUGCAGAAUACAGAUGUAAAAGUGUCUCAGGCCAACUAUGUGUAUGUCAUGCCCGACUACCACAACCCUCGCCUGGGCCAUCCAGUCUUCCUGGAGAUCACCCCUGCACCCGAAAUCAAGUAUAAAAUUGUCCCCAGUACAAGCAAGGGCAUGAAUGUGCUGGGGAUUGUCAUCUUCUCAGCCACUAUGGGUCUGCUGCUGGGUAAGAUGGGAGAACGUGGAGCACCACUUGUCAACGUGUGCCAGUGCAUCAACGAGUGUGUCAUGAAGAUCAUUAAUGCUGCUAUGUGGUAUUUUCCAUUCGGCAUUGUGUUCCUGGUGGCAGGAAAGAUCCUGGACAUGCACGACCCGGCCCAUCUGGGGGAGAAGCUGGGCAUGUACUUCAUCACUGUCCUGUCUGGUCUUUUAGUGCAUGGCCUCAUCCUGCUGCCUCUCUUCUACUUUUUAUUUACCCGCAAAAAUCCAUUCGUCUUCAUUAGAGGGUUGCUGCAGGCUCUUGUCAUUGCACUGGCCACUUCCUCCAGCUCAGCCACACUGCCAAUCACUAUGAAGUGUCUCUUGGAAAACUGUGGAGUUGACCGGCAAAUUGCUCGCUUCGUCCUUCCAGUGGGAGCCACUAUUAACAUGGAUGGAACAGCUCUGUAUGAGGCAGUGGCAGCCAUCUUUAUAGCUCAAGUUAAUGAGUAUGACUUAGACUUUGGCCAGCUGGUCACUAUCAGUAUAACGGCAACAGCGGCCAGCAUCGGGGCAGCUGGGAUACCUCAAGCGGGUUUGGUUACAAUGGUGAUUGUCCUGACUUCUGUGGGUUUACCACCUGCUGACAUCUCCUUGAUUGUGGCCAUUGACUGGGUGCUGGAUCGGUUCAGGACAAUGAUCAAUGUUCUGGGUGAUGCCUUAGCUGCUGGGAUUAUGGCUCAUAUAUGUAAGAAGGACUUUGAAAAAUCAGCAACUUCCACUUCUGUUGCUGUGUCUGCUGCUGCCGAUAAAGGCAGGAGAGACACAGUAAUCUCCUUUGGCAAUCAGAGCGUAGCACUGUCUGAUGCUCCGCUGAUCACACAUCGCUGUGAUUAUGUGUUUGAGGUUGAUGGAGACAGCGUGCUGGAGAAACCGGUGCCCUGCUACAAUCUCUGCCAAGUCUGAAACACUUUUACAGGAUGGACAGGAUGGACAGUUUUACAGGAUGCCUUCUACAGUGUGUAGACUCACCUACAAAGGCAUUACCUGAGGCUCUAAAAGUUCAGUCAAAGCCUGUGCCAUGCAGAAACCUCCAUUACUUGAUACACUACACUACACGUCUCUAUUCAGUUUUGCAUGUAGAAAGAUGUGAUGAAAUGCAUUUUAUUAAAUAUGCUUAAUGUCUGAAUGCACAUACAGACAUCAAUAUGUGUUGCAAUGUCACGUAUUAGAUGGAGAUUAGAGUUAUACAUCCACAGUAGACCUGUCCUAAUGAAGUAUGACUGCAGUCUGAUUUCAGUCUAGGUUUUAAAAUGCCUUAACAUUGCCUCAAUUUUGACAAUACAGACUUGAAAGUUAUAUACUAAUAAACAAAGAGCAACAGAACAGUAGCUUCAUCUCUGUUAGACAAGGUGUUUGUGGAUAAAUAUUAAAGCAACAUCAACACAUAUACUGACAUAACCAUAGAACACAGAAAUUAUAACAUAAUUUGUGUUUUUAUACUACUGCUUUUAAUUUUGUUAAUUUCUAAUAAAA